AAAUACUAUUUUUUCAGAAAAAAAAUCUCAAAUUUAAUUUGUCUUUCUUUCCCUCGUGUAUUUACAAAAAUGGAUGUGUAGAUGAACAAAUAAGAGGGGAGAAUAAAGGGAGGGGGAGAGGAUAAGGCUAAUAAGCUUCUGUAUUUGUGGGCAAAAAUGGAGCUUGCCAUCCAUAACCACUCAUUUUCGAUUGUUCCUCUGUACAAAGGACCCAAGGGCUUGAAGUUGCAUGGUCUCAGAAGGAACACCUUGAGAAUAUCUUCUGCACUUCCAGAAACAGUGUUGUCUAUAACUAUAGCAACUGCUGUUGUUGGUGCAGCAGCUACUGUUCUUGUUAAAAGAACCCAACAGUCUGAAAAAAGUCAGACUCUGGUAAAAACUUGCGAAGAUUGUGGCGGUUCUGGUAUAUGCUCAGAGUGCAAAGGAGAAGGAUUUGUGCUUCAGAAACUGUCUGAAGCAAACGCUGAAAGGGCUCGGAUGAUAUCUAAAACUGCAGCAACACGCUAUACAGCUGGGCUUCCUCGGAAAUGGAGCUACUGUACGAAGUGUUCAUCAGGUCGUUCCUGUAGUACCUGCAGCGGCAGUGGAAAACUGAGUUUGUAAUUGUUCGCAACAUCUUGGCUUUGAUUACUUAAGUCGAUGUUUGGUUCCUAUCCAUCUAGUGUGUCUUUUGUUCCCGCGUCUUCUUGGUUCUAUCAUGCCUAGAUCGUUGUAACUACAUCUUUUUUGUUAGUUGGUUUCAGUCGAAAAAAUGAUCGAGUUUGAAAGAUUUCGAGGUUGUUGGCUGUAUGCCCGUAUCUUUUGAGUUCGUCCUUGUGAAUGUGCAAAAAAAUUUGUCAAAAUUGCUAAUUUGAGUGCACUAUUGGUUAAAAAUUUGAUGUAGAAAUAUUGAUUUACAUGUUUAUAAAAGGUGAGUUGUAGAUUUACAACAUACCAUUUGAAAUGUCAAAAA
Molecule: messenger RNA, 952 nt
Organism: Amaranthus tricolor (Joseph's coat)
Lineage: Eukaryota; Viridiplantae; Streptophyta; Magnoliopsida; Caryophyllales; Amaranthaceae
Exons: 4
Coding region: 157-603 (148 amino acids)
Source: RefSeq, a predicted model, not a curated record